GAUACGGAGCUGAUAUUCCUUCUCUUCUCCGCUUCUUACAGAAUUUGAUUUGAUCCCCGUCUGCUCGGAGGUUGAUCCAUGGGAACGCCGUUAGAAGAUUCUUUAUAUGACACACAAGCGUGUGAAACGUCUACAUCCACCUAUCCACUGAGGAAGACUAUGAGAUGAAGCUGAAAGUUCAGAAGAGCUGAAAGCCUCCCACGCCCCGUGUGUCCGCCCACGCGCGGAUUUGCGUCACGCAGGGAGCAGCGUGGGCGAGAGAGAGAGAGAGAGAGAAAGAGAGAGAGAGGCUCUGUGGCAACCGCGCGGAAUAUCCCACUUUAUUCUGCUGCCCGCGUCAAGCUGCGCGCGAGCAGGGCGCGACACGGACAGGAAGUGGUGACAAAAUAAAAGCACCUGGAAUACACAUGGAGAGUAAAUCAGGAGAAAGAAAAAGUUUCCAGAAAGAGAGGAAGAGGAGAGGAGUGUCGCUCGGUGUGAGCACGCACAGACAAGCACGCGCUCUUUGGCUUCUUCUUUUUGUCCUGGAGAUAAUUUGAUUUUUAUAAAAGAUUAUUUGUCAUUUUUACGCACCGUUGCUGUUUUGGGGGACGCCUUGUUGUGCGGGCUGUUUGUGCACACAUUCACCCCCCGGGCUCUGUGUUGAUAAACAGUGAAGAAGAAGGAGAAAGAGCAGAAGAAGAAGCGGACCAGGGCGGACCAAAGGGGGCCACAAACUCACCAGGUAUGGCGGCGGUGUUGCCGAGAACCCUGGGUGAGCUGCAGCUCUACCGGAUCCUGCAGCGGGCGAACCUGCUCUACUACUACGAGGCCUUCAUCCAGCAGGGCGGCGACGACGUGCAGCAGCUGUGUGAGGCCGGGGAGGAGGAGUUCCUGGAGAUCAUGGCCCUCGUCGGCAUGGCCAGCAAGCCGCUGCACGUGCGCCGCCUGCAGAAGGCGCUCCGCGACUGGGUCACCAACCCGGCCAUCUUCAACCAGCCGCUCACGUCGCUGCCCGUCUGCAGCAUCCCUGUCUACAAGCUCCCCGAGGGCUCGCCCACGCUGCUCAGCGCGCAGGACCGAGCCAACACGGCGAGCGUCAAGAUGCCCAAAGCCGUCGCCGCCGCCUGCUCCGACCCGGGGAAGCUGGACGUGGCGCGGGACAAAGUGUCAGCCGGGUCGCCCCUGCAGGGCAGCAGCGAGGCCCGCUUCUGGUCGGGACACAGCAACGACAGCGAGCACAGCCUGUCGCCGUCAGACCUCGGCUCCCCGUCCUCGCCGAGAGACGCGUUAGAGGCUCUGGACGCCGCCGCCGUCCAGUCGGUCCUGGAGUGUGUGGACAGGAUGGCACCAGGACUUCCUAAGACAGACUUAGCGGAGGUCAAAGAGCAGCUGAAGAACAACAAGAAACUGGCAAAGAUGAUCGGACACAUCUUUGAAAUGAGCGACGACGACUCGCGGCGGGAGGAGGAGAUCCGUAAAUACAGCGCCAUCUACGGACGCUUUGACUCCAAGAGGAGGGACGGCAAACACCUGACGCUGCACGAGCUGACGGUGAACGAGGCGGCGGCCCAGCUCUGUAUGAGGGACAUGGCGCUGCUGACACGUCGAGACGAGCUGUUUGGACUCGCCCGGCAGAUCUCCAGAGAGGUCACGUACAAAUACACCUACCGCACCAGCAAGUCUCGCUGCGGCGACAGAGACGAGCCGUCCCCGAAAAGGAUUAAAACAGAGGAGAACUUCUUCGACAUCCAGGAGGCGCUGCAGGCCAUCCACAUGAGGCAGGAGAUGCUGAGGGAGCAGCUGGCCUGCGCCAAGUCGAAAGGAGAAGAGACCGUCGGGCGAAACCUGCAGAUGCAGCUGGAGCGUCUGCUGGCCAGGCAGAUGGAGAUCCUCCAGGACGCAGCCGUCCAGGAGCGACUCCAGGCUCUGGACUGGAGGAUCCCCCCCGCCGCCUUAAAGUACCUCAACGACGCCCAGAACACCAAUGGAGCCGCCGCUGACGCCAGCAGAGACAACCAAGAUGAACGACCAAUCAACUUGCGUGUGGUUAGUCAGAACAUGCAGGAAGGCGACCUCCCGUUGGGCAAGCAGCUAGCCAAUGAAUUGAAGCGCCAUCACAACCACAACAACAACAACAGCAACACAGACGAGACCAAAACACCAGCAACAGAAAACGGGACGUCGCAGCGAACGUCCAGCAACGCAGAGAAGAAGACCAUCAAGUCAGAGCCGGAAGACUCCACAUAGUGCCUCCCGCCUCGCCCUACCACCACCCCCCACUUCAUUCUACUCACACUUGACAGUAUGCAGUUAUUACCCGUCAAUAGAUACUAAGCAAGCACAGCCACAGUAGAGCCUUAACAACCAAUGUUGCCUCAUGAAUAGCAUUUAUUUUUCUUUGUCUUUUUGUUCUUUUGUUUAAACGGUAUUUGCCAAAGCACCUCGAGAGCAUGACGAGAAGCCCCUCAGUGCUCCGCAGGUCUUUGUCUGUUGAUUAAUUGUACACGUUAGAUGUACAUGUAAUUUAAGAGUGAUCUGUUUGUAUACUCUUUACCUCUUCCUGGGUGUUUUGUUUGUUGCUUUCUUUGGACAGCCAGGUUGCAGGCUGUGACGCCGGGGCUGAGUCUUAACUCAAAGGUAGAUUCAGAGAUGAGACAGAAGCAGAAAGGUUGGCUGUGUUGCUGCACGUCUUCAGCAUCUUGGUAACACUUUAUAUGACUACCAUGUAGCCAAAUUUUAAGGCCUUCGUCAUGCACUUUCAACUUAAAACUAAAGCCGCAGAAGCUGCCAAUAUUAAAUCUAAAAUUGUAUUGCCAAACAAGCAGUGGUACUCUAAACAUGUCUUACUUUGGUCCUGAAAUAUCUUGAUAAAUAUUUGACAGAUUGCUACGAAGUUUGGUUUGGACAUUCCUAAAGACUUUGGCGAUCCUCUUGAUGUAGCGCCAUCUGCAAGUCAUUCAUAAUGAAGCAGUGAAAUAUCUCAACGUUUCCUGAGUAGAGCAGUAGUGGUUUGCUGCCUCUGUCAAGUAGCUGUCUGUUAGUCACUCACUCUACAGCAGGAAAUGGCGCUUCAGAAUAGAAGUGCUGUGCUGGAAAGUCCCUGUACUUCAAAAUAAAGUGUGAAAAAACUUGACACGUUUGAGAGUCACUUGCGGUCCAUUCAGAAUGGAUCCGCGACCCACUUUUGGACCGCAGCCCACCAGUUGGGAACUACGGCCUUCAGGUUUUAUGUGGCGCCCUCAUCAAGUCAGAACGUAUUGGUCCAGUAAUUUGGUUUACGACCAAAUACCUGCAAAACUAACAACAAUAGCUAGCAUGCUAACUAUGAUGGUGACCAUAGCAAACAUUACUAGCUAAUCAUUAGCAUUUAGCUCGAAAGCAAUGCAAGUGCAGUCUCGCAGAUCAUUUUCAUAAUCGAAAGACAAAUUACAGUUAUUUUGGGGUUGGCAGCUCUGCAAGGUCAUUGAAUCAAUAUUACCCUAAUGCUAAUAGUAAACAGUAUAGAUAAAACUUGUGAUAUCUUACUUAUUAGGGCUGCACAAUACAUCAUUUUUCAGUCGUCAUUGUGAUGUCAGCUUGAGCGAUAAACACAUUGCUAAAGACUACGAUAUAGCACUUUGAAUUUACUAACAAUGCAUGAAAAUACAUUAUAUCGUUAGGCGCUAUUUUGUCUGAUACCAGCCAUGCAGUUAACUCUCGGGCCAAUCACAAAGAGUCCUCACCAUUAGGCGUCAUAAUUCUGUUCACGCGACUUACCGCAAGGGUAGUAAAGUGUGCAGGCUAACGUUACCUUUUGUAGAACACCUACUGGAGUUCUUAUUGUCACCGAUUCGCCUUUCCCGCCCUUGUCCCACCAUCUGCUGGUUCAUCCGAGCCUUAUUGAAAGCCGUUGUUUCUUUCGGACUUUAAACCACAGACGCACUCAGGGUGCUUUCAGACCUAGAGUUGGUUGGUGUUCUCACGGCAGCAUUUACAAGAGGACCAGAUCAAAUGCCUUGUGUGAGAAAGCUGCUCUUGAUUGGUCAGAAUUUCCAUGCAGGAAAAAUCCAGGAAGUAAAGCAAACGUUGAAGAAGAGUACACUUGCAAGAUAAAUGUGACACUUUCUAAUGUCACAAUGGAGGGACAACUACGCAGGUUGAUUUUAGCGCUGCUCAUCGUGGACUAUAUUGCUGUCAUUGUUCAUUUUAGUCAAAGCAUACAGUUUGAAAACGAGGCAAACGCGGCUCCAACUAGAAAACAAUGUUUUGAUGCAUUGGAUGUGCUGAAUGUGCAUAUUAAGGCAGUACAGGAGGAGGUGCACAUUAAUAAUCCUCCAUCCUCCAUAAUCCUCCUUUGAUUGAACCGAACCAAACAAAGCAGGUGUGAAGACUUCUUGCCUUCUCCGGUUGAUUUUUUGAGCGUUCUUAUGUGAGCGCUCUGUUAAACAAACGUACGCCAAACCUGUUGAAACGUUAAGAUUUAUCGGGAAAAGACAAGCAAUUCUUUGUAAGAUCAGACAUUAAGCACCCCUGUAUAGCCACGAUGGAACAGUCCUUUGUUUCAUAUCAGCAUUUUCCUUCAACUGUGACGAUUCGACUGAGGUCGGCGGUCAAAUCAGGCUCCGUAGAUCGAAUCGUCCACUGUUCUUGGUCACCCCUUCAUGAGAGACAACAUUUUAGCAUGGUGUCCUCAUAUUGUGCAGCUCUAAAUCUUAAUGGUAGACAUACAAAGCGUUACCUAAAAAUGAGAUCUUUGGUCAGUGGCGUCAUUUUUCGUCAGCAUCCAGAAAGUCACUCCAUGUCCAUGACUUCACAACUCGUCUCCUGUAAGACGUUCAAACCUACCAGCACUAGCCAAAGAUUCAGCAACACUCGGCUGCUGGCCGUCGCCCCACGUCUUCUGAGCCUCCGUCAUUCUCCCAAAUCUAACUUAGGGUGUCUGCAUUUGUACUGUAACUCAGAGGUGUAAAAAAAAAAUGUACUGUAGGGAGAUGGAGUCAGGACUCAGCCCCUUCAGCAGGUUUUCCUUUUUUCUUUACUUUGUCGUUGACUUCAAAUGGGAAACCAGGAGAGGUGGGGUUAAUCCUUCCCUCCGCACUCUUGUCUUGUGUAUAUUUAUGGAAGGUAAUUUAAGAAGAGGAUGUAUAGGAGCUGUUGUGGAGAAACAGCAGGGGACCUCUGUCAUUCGUCUUGGUAGGAUGGCUGGGCUGGCAUGCCGGAGGCCGAGCUAAUUGGUUCAUUUCACUUUGUAAUUUAGCUAAACACUGCAUGCUGGAGCGAAACCACGCAUCUGCAAACGGGGAGUAUUUCAGGACUAAAGAUGUGGUUUUUCAGCAGCUUUUUGGAGACAGAAUCAAAUAUUAAAGAUUGCAGGUGUGUGUUUUUUUAUUUCUCUCCAGCUGCAGCCAAAAGCAAAAUUUCCUGUUUAUUGCUGCUCUUUGCGGAGCAGCAGCCUGGGGUCUGUAAAUAGUACCGUGAUAACAAAUAGUGCUAGCCUAAUCUCUCAACCAGGGUUUGUCAAGUGUAACUUUGCUGUAGAUUUUUGGUGUCAAUACGGUGUUUAUGUGUGUAGAGCAAAAACAACAACAAAAAAAAAACAACUUAAGUGUCACUGAGGAAAAAAAAACAACCGUGUGAAAGUGUCUGGUAUAUAAACACAUGCUUUACAUGAUGAUAAUGUUGAUUAGCCUUAGCUCUUAACAGUGUUUAACCCCCCUGUGAUGGCCAUCAGUGCAUAUUUCAAAGACGUGUUCUUGCUGUUUAGAGGUAGAUACAUAACAAUAAGUGUUCACUGUGUUUUUCUGUGUUGGCCACACUGUGUAAAUACGUCUGUUUGGUCCCAGAUGAUAAUAACGUCCAGACAAUUUGGUCUAACUCUUCUUUCCUUCCCCCCCUUCGUCCCUGCAGAUAGUUUAGUCUCACUCAGCGUAAUGGCAGACCAAUGCAAUAUUUAUGUAAGUAAUAAGUCUAUUUGCAUACUCUAUGGAUCCAUCGUUGUGUCAUGUGCUCGGUAACUGUACGUCUGUCAUGACCUUCAGGGUGGGAACUCACCUGCGACGUGGGAGAUGUUUGUGUUGCCUCACUUCUGGUGGGGCUGUAUUUGUAUUUAAAGACAAUGUGCUCUGUUCAUCAAAUUCCUUUUGUUUCAAGGAGCCGUUUGGGCGAGGAGCUGCCGCUGUGGGCCAGAAGUUUACGUACACUUGUAGAGAACAUGUAGGUAACGGCAGACUUGGGUUUCCGAUCAUUUUGGGCGCCUGCUGUGCAACAGAAGGUACACUUUUUUCCUGCAUAUUCAUAAUCUUCUACCACAUCUUCGGGAUGCUAUUCAUCCGGCAGCGCUGCCAAAACAUUCGUUAAAACAUCGGAAUGAUCGGGAAUGAUGUGCUUUGACUUUAAAGUCAUUUUCACGAAAUUCCCGUUGAAAAUAAUGGGGAAUCGCCAUGAACAGAGGUCAGAACCGCUCUACUUUGGGGGCACACCAAAUCGCCGUACUUUGACGUAGUUAUUGCGUCUUUUUUCCCAUUAUCCAAUGGGAUGAUUUGAGGAGAAACUGGUGGUGGUGGUUGCUGGAUACCCAGAGCUAUACAGCCCGAUGAUAGACAGCAGGUCGUCAAACUGCCCCAGUCGUCCUAAAAUAUACCUGGAAACAUCCGUCAUGGAGGAGAAGCUCCUGGACCAACUGGUGGUACUCCCCAUUGGACUUUAUCAGGCCUAGUGGGCAUUUUGAUAACUGGUACCACUUCAAAGAAAUCAAAGUUUACAUUUCAUGUUUUUUUAAGCGGUAGCAGGCACCUGGUCAAAAUGUCUUGCGGAAUUUUUUAGUUUCUUUAAGUGAAAAACACAAAAAAAUCCCUUCUAUGAAUUUAUUAUGGAUCUCCUGAAAGCGCGACCAACUCUACCGAGUACGAAAUCCACACGCAGCACCCUGAUGUAUCGGUUUUGACGAUGUACAAAGUUGUGUCACUCAGGUUUGCUCUGUGGAGUGGCCUCAUCACUUCUUGUGAGUGAUCAUGAUUGACUGCAGCUGGUUUGAAACACUCUUUAGUUUCAGCCACAAGCACGACAGUUGGAAAGUCUAAGGAGCUCAGCGUGGAUCUGGAAAAGUGAAUCAUUGACUUAAACAUGUCAGGACAGUCACUGGGAGACAUUUCAAAGCAGCUACGCCCCAAGAUCAAUGUCACUGCCACGAUCAGGAAGAAAAGUCAAGCUAUCGCCUGCAGCUGAGAGGAAUCUGGUCAGGGUGAUUAAGAGUCGACCAAGAACCACUUAAACGCAGGUCUAAGAUGAGUUGGAGGCAGCAGGAGCACAGGUUUCAGCGCCCACAGUCGAGUGUGUUUUACAUCACCGUGCAAGGAGGAAGUUUCGCUCCAGAAGCGGCACGUUAAAGGCCCUGAUGCACCAAGCCGACAGUCGGCCGUCAGUCAGUGUUAGGCUGUCAGUGAGCGUCUGUUGCCCCUCGUCAGCCGCUCUAGGCUUUUUUUUUUUGGCCGAUUCACUAUGUCGAAUCGGCAUCAGCAAUUCAGCGCAGCGCAUGUGAAGAGAAACAGAAGUGAGGAAAGUAAACAAAGAGCAAACACCAAGAGGGAGUGAGACCAAAACAGACUUGUCAGAUAAGGUAAGAUUCAUUUUCUUUAGUCACUGAGCUCUUUAAAGAUUUCCUGAUGGUUUGUGUUGUUGUUCGCUGCCGCACAGUAAAUACGCUCUUUAUUCUUUCAACACUGGGCUGUGUUGCUAACGUGCUAACUGGCUAACUAGCGCCAAGAUGGCUGGCGUCUCCCAGUUUCCCUUGUCAAAUGACAGUACAGACUGUUGCCGUCUGCCUGUGUGAAGAGUAACUUCUUGUCAUGCAGGCGCAGAAUGUACGUACAAACUAGCUGGCUGUCAGCUGUAGUCUUUGCGGUGUGUUCAUGUGCAACUAUUUGGCCGAGACACGACAAUGUGGGGCGACGCUAGUUCUUUGAAGUCGGUUUGGUGUGUCUGGGCCUCAAAGGCUCGACUAAAGUUGGCCACGGAUCACAUUUUGGAGGAAAGUUCAGGGGUCAGAUGAAACAAAAAUCGAGCUAUUUGGCUUCAGUGACCAGAGAUUCGUUUGGACGAUAAACAGUGAGGCCUUUAACCCAAGACCGUUAUACCUUUAGUCGAGCGCGGUGGUGGUCGUGUUAUGCUCUGGGCCUGUUUUAGCAUUGCUAUAAGUAUGUUUUUAACUCAGAAAACCCAUCGUAAAUACACAAAAGAACCAAAUUUGAUGGUUUUUUACACUGACGAAUACGAGUUGUAGAAAUGAUCGGAAACCCAAAACUGCCGUUACUUCUGCCCACAGCUGCAGCGAGGAUUUGGAGUUUGCAAAACUAGCUGGUGAAUUCUGGGAGAUAACGCCGUCGAGGUUUGGGGACAAGAUGACCUUUUGUCUCCGGCCCUGCUCGGCUCAAACACUGUCCUAGUUAGUGUGACUGUUGUACGAUGUUUCAGAGAAUAGCGCAUGUCUGACCUGCCGUCUCACUGAUCACCGUUCUCCUCACUGUUUAUUGUAAAGUGAUAGAUUAGGCUUCACCUAGUUAUGCACCUGUUUUUUAAACACUAAUAUAUUUUAUUUGUUAUACAGCACAUAAACAUUAAACUUUAUUUUUUUGAACUCUA
Molecule: messenger RNA, 8598 nt
Organism: Epinephelus fuscoguttatus (brown-marbled grouper)
Lineage: Eukaryota; Metazoa; Chordata; Actinopteri; Perciformes; Serranidae
Product: NGFI-A-binding protein 1-like
Exons: 11
Coding region: 727-2229 (500 amino acids)
Biological process (GO): negative regulation of DNA-templated transcription
Cellular component (GO): nucleus
Molecular function (GO): transcription factor binding; transcription coregulator activity
Source: RefSeq, a predicted model, not a curated record